AUGGCGGCGACCAUGCUCGGCCAGGGCAAAAACGCAUGGCAAGCCGAGAUUGACGCCGCCGCCGAGCUCGUCGACUUCCUGCGCUUCAACGUGCAAUACGCGGAGGAGCUGUACGCGCAGCAGCCGGUGCACCACGCGACGGGCGUCUGGAACCGCGUCGAGUACCGCGCCCUCGAGGGCUUCGUCUACGCCGUCAGCCCCUUCAACUUCACUGCCAUUGCUGGAAACCUGCCUGGCGCGCCAGCGCUGCUGGGCAACGUCGUCGUGUGGAAGCCAAGCGACUCGGCCAUUGCGUCCAACUGGCUCCUCUACCAGAUCCUGCUCGAGGCCGGCCUUCCCAAGAAUGUCAUUCAGUUUGUGCCAGGUGACCCAGUCGAGGUGACCAAGGUCGCACUGGCACACCAGAAAUUUGCGGCCCUGCACUACACCGGCAGCACUGCCGUGUUCCGCAAGCUGUAUGGUGAGAUCGGGGCUGGUGUGGCCGAGGGCCGGUACCAGUCGUACCCGCGCAUUGUCGGCGAGACGGGCGGCAAGAACUUCCACCUGCUGCACCCGUCUGCUGAUGUUGACAAUGCGGCGCUGCAGACGGUGCGCGGCGCUUUCGAGUACCAAGGACAGAAGUGCAGCGCCACGUCUCGUGCAUAUGUGCCCAAGUCGCUGUGGCCCCAGUUCAAGGCGCGUGUCGUGUCUGAGGUCGAGAAGCUGAAGCAGGGCGACCCCACAGAACACACCAACUUCCUCGGCCCCGUGAUUCACGAGGCAUCGUUCAAGAAGCUGUCUGGCGUCAUCGAUGCCGCCAAGAACGAUUCGGAGCUCGAGCUGCUGGUGGGCGGCACACACGACAAGUCCAAGGGCUUCUUUGUGCAGCCAACAGUCUAUGCCACAACGAACAAAGCGCACAAGCUCAUGAGCACGGAGCUGUUUGGCCCGGUGCUGGUGGUGCACGUGUAUGACGACAGCGGCAACGCGACGCAGGCCUUCUCGGAGACGUGCGCCCUUGUCGACUCGACGGGCGAGUACGGCUUGACGGGAUCCGUUUUCGCGUCGGACCGUGAGGCGAUUCGGUUCGCCGAGGAGAAGCUGCGCAACUCGGCAGGCAACUUCUACAUCAACUGCAAGAGCACGGGUGCCGUGGUGGGACAGCAGCCGUUUGGCGGCAGCCGCGCGAGCGGAACCAACGACAAGGCGGGCAGCGCGGCCCUCAUGGGCCGGUUCGUCAACAUGCGCAGCAUUAAGGAGGAGUUUGUGGCGACGACGCAGGUGGAAUACCCCAGCAACGAAGCGUAG
Messenger RNA from Verticillium alfalfae VaMs.102, 1287 nucleotides. RefSeq names its product delta-1-pyrroline-5-carboxylate dehydrogenase. Gene Ontology annotation, cellular component: mitochondrial matrix. NCBI's taxonomy places the organism in Eukaryota, Fungi, Ascomycota, Sordariomycetes, Glomerellales, Plectosphaerellaceae. The record is from RefSeq and is a predicted model, not a curated record. Bases 1 to 1287 code for a protein of 428 amino acids. The transcript has a single exon. Gene Ontology annotation, molecular function: L-glutamate gamma-semialdehyde dehydrogenase (NAD+) activity.